This is a messenger RNA of Pteropus alecto (black flying fox), 3138 nucleotides long. It is a transcript of the gene CAVIN2, whose product is annotated as caveolae associated protein 2. Gene Ontology annotation, cellular component: caveola; cytoplasm. The record is from RefSeq and is a predicted model, not a curated record. The transcript has 2 exons. Bases 279 to 1556 code for a protein of 425 amino acids. Lineage: Eukaryota; Metazoa; Chordata; Mammalia; Chiroptera; Pteropodidae. Gene Ontology annotation, molecular function: protein kinase C binding.
AAAGUGCCCUGGGCUGGGGAGAAUGUGGUUAGGAAGUGUGAGCGGACUUCUGAACUCUGAGUAGUUCUCAGUUCUGUAACCUUCGCCUCCCACUGGGUGGAGUAGGGCUUUUAAGAGCAGCUGGAAUGCAGUUCCCCAGAUCAGUGUAGCCAGUUGUUGCCUGUCUGAACUUCUGCCAGUCCUGGAGAGGUGCUCUGAGCUCAAACCAGCCGGCCUUGCUCUGCACUCCUCACCGCUGUCCCCACUGGAGCAAGAAGAACGUUCCCACCUGUCCAGCCAUGGGGGAGGACGCUGCACAAGCUGAAAAGUUCCAGCAGCCGGGUUCUGGCUUGCGGCAGGAGAGGCCAGCCAGCCCCAGCCCAGUGCCUUCCUCCACACCAAGCCCCAGCCUGAACCUGGGGAGCACAGACGAGGCCAUUCGGGACAACUCGCAGGUGAACGCCGUCACGGUGCUCACACUCCUGGACAAGCUGGUGAACAUGCUAGAUGCCGUGCAGGACAACCAGCACAAGAUGGAACAGCGGCAGAUCAGCCUAGAGGGCUCUGUGAAGGGCAUCCAGAACGACCUCACCAAGCUCUCCAAGUACCAGGCCUCCACCAGCAACACGGUAAGCAAGCUCCUGGAGAAGUCCCGCAAGGUCAGCGCUCACACGCGCGCGGUCAAGGAGCGCAUGGAGAGGCAAUGCGCGCAGGUGAAGAGGCUGGAGAACAACCAUGCCCAGCUCCUCAGACGCAACCAUUUCAAAGUGCUCAUCUUCCAGGAUGAAAAUGAGAUCCCUGCCAGUGUGUUUGUGAAAGAACCAGCUUCCAAGCCAGUGGAAGGGAAGGACGACCUCGCUGAUGAAAACAAGUCCCUGGAGGAAACCUUGCACACGGUGGACCUCUCAUCCGAGGAUGAAUUGCCCCACGACGAAGAGGCCCUGGAAGACAGUGCAGAGGAAAAGAUGGAGGAAAGCAGGGCAGAAAAAAUAAAAAGAUCCAGCCUCCAAAAAGUGGAUAGCCUCAAGAAAGCAUUUUCUCGCCAGAACAUCGAGAAAAAGAUGAACAAGCUGGGGACGAAGAUUGUAUCUGCAGAGAGGAGAGAGAAGAUUAAGAAAUCUCUCGCUUCCAGUCAUCAGAAAAUAUCCUCAGGGAAAAGCUCCCCCUUCAAAGUCUCUCCCCUCACUUUUGGUCGAAAGAAAGUCCGAGAGGGAGAAAGCACGACAGAAAAUGAGACCAAGUCUGAAGACAUGCCUAGCAAUGACCAGAUGCUGAAUGAUCACGAGGAGAGCUCCUUCGCGGAGGGUCAUUCCGAAGCAUCCCUCACCAGCGACCUGGUGGAAGGGAAGGGAGCAGAGGGAGAUGCUGGGAGGGCGGCCUCCAGAGGGAGUAACUCUGGCAUGGACAGCAACGUGGACUUGGCUAUUGUGGAAGAUGAGGGAGAAGAGUCGGUGGCCCUGGAACAGGCACAGAAGGUGCGCUAUGAGGGAGGCUACGUGCUGGCCUCUGAGGACGCUGAGCAGUCAGAUGAAGAGCCGGUGAAGCCAGCUGUUCUCCAGGUGGACCAAACUGCCUAAACAGCACAGGCUGCUGUGCGGGUCCUGUGCCUUCACUUAGAUCAGGAACCAGGGCUUAGAACAAACUCCUGCACAUCAGCAUCUCCAGCACCAUCCACUCGCUACUUUGUUAUUGUCCAAGCAGUAAUCAUUUACUACAUAGCAGCAGCACACACGUGACCAAGAUUUACUGUGAAGGCAACCCGUCAGGGGCUCCCUUUUAAUUUGCUCUUAGGUUCUGUUUCUGUAGAAUUUCUCCAACAUUGCCCAGAAGAAGAAAUGGAGCAGUUAAAAAACGCUGACCAAUUUGGCUUAGUCAGAAAAACCAUAGGCUACUUAGGAUGCUAGUCAUGAAAUGUGAUUAAUUUUUUUGUCAUUCCAUAAGCUUGUAGGAUAGAGUACCAGUAAAAUAUUGAAUUUCCUCAGAACUCUGUGAAUCUAAGUGUGUGAUAUAUAAUAUACAAAUGUAUUUAAGCUAAAGAUGUAACUACUUUAUAUUUUAAGAAGAAAACAUUUUUUUAAAAGGUAAAAGAGGAAUUUCAGUUGGCCAUCCACUUAAUAGAAGCCAUCGUUUAUGAAAAUGAAGUAAAAAUUGAAAGAUUGUAAUAUUUAUCUAGUGCAGUAAGAUAUGUAGAAAAGUCAGGACUAUUGGGAAAAGGAAACUAAGGAGAUGUUGGAAAAUAAAAGAAACAGGAAGCAAUGCCAAUGAGAAUGAAGACAGAGAAAAAAGUAUGUGCUUGAAAUAGAAUAUUUACAAUAUUAGAUUAAGUAUUUCACUCCUUAAAUAACAAUACUAAAGACAUUCAUAUAUCUUAGAAUAAUGUCACGAUAUUUUUCUAACAUUUUCAAAUAAUAUAAAAAACACAAUUACUAUGUUAAAGCUGCAUUUUUCUUAAUAAAAGAUAUUACAAAUAUUUCUUUAAGGAAACUCAAAAGGAUGUCUCUUUAACAUUAGAAUGAACAUAAUUCUUCAAAAUUAAUUAAUACACACUGCCUUUUCUAAGAAGUUGGAUCAUACUAUUCUUUAAUGUUUUUCAAAUUCAAAAUAACCCUUAUACUCCAAAUGUAAGUUUAUAAGAUGUUAAAAUCAACAGAUUUGGGAAGGGAAGUCUGUUUUUCCUUUUUUAUACAUAAUGGUAAUUUUAUUCCAGGUCAUAUUUUAUUUAUAUAUUAAUUUCACAGAAUUUUAAUGUUUCUUAACUUUUUAAUGCAUGCUAGUGUUUAUGUAUAUGUGAACGUUUAUUUAGAUGAGGUAAUUUUUACUACUGCCUAACAUUAUACUAAAAUAUUGCUUCAUCUGUUUUAAUUAUGGAAUGCUACUAUUUUGAGGAAACUAUUAAACUAUACUUUAAAGACAGGUAGCAAGCAGCAAAUUCCCUAAAUUUAGUAUGUACCACUCAUUAUAAGUACCUUCACAAAUACAGGUAGUCCAAGACAGUAUUAACAAACUGCUUUGUCUUAUGAAAAGGAUAGGAUUAACCAAUGUGUCGAUGACAUAACUCUACAGCUAUGUCCUUAUUUUGCAGUAAUGUACCCCAAUAUUAGAUUGCUGAACUAACAGCAGCUAUGUUAAAGAAGACUAAAUAAACCUAAAUAAAAAGCA